Molecule: messenger RNA, 5720 nt
Organism: Anopheles coluzzii
Lineage: Eukaryota; Metazoa; Arthropoda; Insecta; Diptera; Culicidae
Exons: 6
Coding region: 340-4200 (1286 amino acids)
Molecular function (GO): FAD binding; 2 iron, 2 sulfur cluster binding; iron ion binding
Source: RefSeq, a predicted model, not a curated record
GCUUCGCUGUGGAGGAAGAAAUAACAACGGACUCAUCAUGCUCUAUGCGCACAUUUAAAACCUUACACGCGCAUGUAGGGCUUUGCUCUAUAUAAUGUUCUAAGCUUUCACUUUCCCAGUCGUCUUCACAUACACCCCUCGUUGAGUGAACGUGUAAGGACAACUAGUCCCGUUCAUUUCCCCCGUCUUGGUGAGCUCGGUGAUGCGUGCAAUCGUGUUGCCGUUUGGAGCCUACUGACCGCUGGUGCGCAGUCUUCUCCCGUCAGUGUUGGAUUUGCGCUUGAAUUGCGUACUCCGUGUGAAACCUGCGCAUAGCCACGUCGUCGUCAGUGCGUCACCAUGCGCGUGAAGUUCACCAUCAACGGGAAGCUGUACCAGGUUACCCCGGACGAGCUGCCGAUCGAUGCGUCGCUGAACCGCUUCAUACGCACCAAGGCACACCUGACAGGCACCAAGUUUAUGUGUCUCGAGGGGGGCUGUGGCGUGUGCAUCGUGAACGUGGUCGACACACAUCCGGUUACCAAGCAACGCAUCACCUUCUCAGUGAACUCGUGUCUGUUUUCGGUAUUCUCCUGCCAUGGCAUGGACAUUCUUACGGUGGAAGGCAUUGGGUCGAAGGCGACCGGAUACCAUCCGGUGCAGGAGCGAUUGGCACAGUUCAACGGCACACAGUGCGGGUACUGUUCGCCCGGCAUGGUGAUGAGCAUGUACAGCCUGCUGGAGGCGAACAAUGGCAGCGUCACGAUGGAAGAUGUGGAGAAGGCACUGGCAGGAAACAUCUGUCGCUGUACCGGCUAUCGACCGAUUCUGGAUGCGUUCAAGUCAUUCGCGGUCGAUGCACCGCCCGAGGAUAGGCUAGCUCGACGGGCUAUGGGCAUCACCUGUGCCUCAGACAUCGAAGAUCUGCCCCGGACGAGCUGUGUCGGUUGUGAGCGGGAAUGUUCAGCCAAGGGUUGCUCCGAUGAGACGAUUGAGCUGCAGUUCAGCAAUCAAGAUCGUCGGUGGUUUCGAGUGCGCACAGUGGACGAGAUAUUUGACAUCCUGCGAGAGGAGGACGUGAGCCCUGGGACGUACAUGCUGGUGGCGGGCAACACGGGUCACGGUGUGUACCGGAGAGCCGCAGACUUGCGAGUGUUCAUCGAUGUGCGCCACGUGGAGGAGCUGCGCAACUACUGGAUCGGAAGCUCGGUGAUCGUCGGUGCUAAUGUGACGCUCAGUGAACUGAUUGAGAUAUUGCGAGAGGCGGCCAAAGCCGAUCGGCGCUUUACGUACUGUGGCGAGCUGGCACGUCAUGUGGAAGAGGUUGCACAUCCCGCAGUGCGGCACGUCGGAACGAUCGCCGGGAAUCUAACGCUCAAACAUCGCCAUCCCGAGUUUCCUUCCGAUCUGUUCGUUUUGUUGGAAGCUAUCGGUGUCGAGAUGACGAUUGCUUCCCCCAGUGGUGCGAUGGAAAAGCUGCUGCCCGGCCAGUUUCUCAGCUACAACAUGCACAGACGGGUGCUGCUGAACAUAACGCUUCCCCCGCUCGACUCGGACCGGUGCGUGUUUCGCUCGUACAAGGUAGCGGCAAGGGCGCAGAACGCGAGCGCCCAUGUCAACGCCGCCUUUCUGUUGCGCCUGUGCGCACGCAAAAUUAACGUCGAGCAAGCGUGUCUUUGCUUCGGCGGCAUCGGACCGAAGUUUUCUCGCGCAACCCGCACGGAGCAGUACCUCGCGGGCAAGAACCCGUUCAACAACGUGAUGCUGCAGGAAACACUUGCCGUACUGAACGCCGAGCUAGCCGGUGGACAAACGGAACCAGCCGCAGAUGCAUCAUACCGUCGCCAGGUAGCAGUCGGUUUACUGUACCGUUUCGUCCUUCAUAUUGCACCACGUGAUCGUCGCGUAGCCAACCCGAUAGUCCGCUCGGGUGGAUCGAAAAUACAGCGUCCCAUUUCCAGCGGCGCUCAGUCCUUCGAUACGUAUCCCUCAAACUGGCCGCUUACGCAAGCACUGCCCAAGCUGGAAGCCUUCCACCAGACGGCCGGUGAAGCGAUCUACGUCAACGAUCUUCCAAGUCGUCCGGACGAGCUGCACGCCGCCUUCGUACUGGCAAACGUAGUGCAUCGACAGAUUACUGCCAUUGAUCCAUCGCCUGCUCUCGCAAUGCCGGGUGUUGUGGCAUUCUAUUCUGCCAAAGAUAUUCCUGGGAAGAAUAAUUUCGCCUCACUUGUUGGAGGUUUCAACACGGCCUUCCCGUUUCGGGAUGUGCCCGAGGAGAUUCUGUGUAGUGGUUACGUACUGUACCACGGUCAGCCAGUUGGUAUUGUGGUGGCUGAGUCGUUCGAGUGUGCUACGGAGGCAGCAACGAUGGUGAAGAUGACUUACGGAGAGUCCAAUGAUGAGCCGAUACUUCCCACGGUGGAUGAUGUGCUCGCCCAUGGCACUUCAGGCCAUCGUAUCCUGAUGCUUGAACCGGACGUAGUGGGUCGAUCGUACAACCGGGUGGGCAGUACUGUCAACACCGUGAAGGUUACGGGAAAGUGUCACUUUCGCAGUCAAGCACACUUCACGCUAGAGCCUCAGACUUGUCUUUGCAUCCCAUCGGAGGAUGGGACCGGGAUGGAUGUGUAUAGUGCUACCCAAUCGAGCCACAUGGUCCAGAACGCGAUCGCAAAGUCACUCAACUGGCGCCAGUGUAAUGUACGAGUUAUUGUACACCCUGUAGGUGGAUCGUUUGGUGCGAAACUGUCCCGCGGAGCAUGGGUCGCCAGUGCGUGUGCUCUAGGCGCCUAUCUUACCCGACGUCCGGUUCGGAUGGUAUUACCGUUCGAGACUACGAUGAAGGCAAUCGGUAAGCGUAUCGGAGGUCAAUGCGAGUACGAAGUGGACGUGCGUCCGAUGGAUGGACGCAUUGUUCGACUUUCCAACACGUACUACGAGGAUGAGGGUGUGUCCCAGUACGAAGCGAUGACGAUGCUGUUCCGAGAGGCGUUCCGUAACUGCUACAGUGAUGACAGCUGGCGACUACGGAUGCGCGGUACCCUUACUGACUCACCUAGCACCACCUGGUUAAGAUCGCCCGGUACAGCUGAGUCGAUUGCUACCAUCGAAACGAUCAUGGAGCAUGUGGCGUUCGUUACUGGGCUCGAUCCUCUCACAGUUCGGCUUGCCAACAUGGAACCAGGCAGCAGCAUGGUCACCUUACUGCCAGCAUUCUAUGAGCAGGUGGACUUCAAGGAACGUAAAGCAGCUGUCGAUCGUUUCAACGAGACGAAUCGUUGGAAGAAGCGAGGAAUUGCGAUCGUUCCGAUGGGUCAUCCGAUUCGUUAUUUUGGUGGCAUGAACGCUUGGGUGUCAAUCUAUCACGUGGAUGGGAGUGUGGGCGUCACGAUCGGCACUGCCGAGAUCGGACAGGGUGUUAACACAAAGGUGGCACAGGUUGUGGCCCACACGCUCGGCAUUCCGUUGGCGUUGGUUACGGUGAAGCCACACACGACUGUAGGCAGCCCGAACGCAUUCAUAGAGGGAGGCAGUAUCAGCACGGAUGUGGUGGCGUACUCGGCCCGGCGUGCCUGUGAAACUCUGCUCGAACGCAUUCGUCCCGUGCGGGAGGAUAAUCGGACCGCUCCGUGGGAAGCGAUCGUGCAGAUGUGCUACCAGCGACGGAUUGAUCUGACCGCUUCUUACAACACCAAACGGACGGAUCUACGUGGAUACACCGUGUGGGCACUGUGUGCAGUCGAGCUAGAGGUGGACGUACUUACCGGGCAGGUACAGCUGCAGCGUGUGGACAUUCUGGAGGAUACGGGCGAGAGCAUGAACCCUCUAUUAGAUAUUGGGCAGAUCGAGGGCGCUUUUGUGAUGGCGGUUGGGUUUCAUCUGCUCGAGGAGCUGCGAUACGAUCGGAGUACGGGAGCGCUUAGCAACUACCGCACGUGGAACUACAAGCCGCCGAGUGCGCGUGACAUUCCGGUAGAUAUGCGCGUUCGGUUGCUGCAGAAGAGUUCGAACCCAGCGGGUGUACUUCGGUCGAAGACAACGGGAGAACCGGCAUUCAACUUGGGAGUUACCGUCCAGUUCGCUCUGCGGUAUGCACUAGCUUCGGCACGGCGCGAUGCUGGACUGCCGAUUGAGUGGUUAGAGAUUGCUACGUCCUGUACACCGGAAAAGGUACUUGCUAUGACGGGGACCACCAUCGAUCAGUUUGUGCUGCACUGAACAAGAGCGAAUCAACCACAAACUAAGCGCCUACUUAGGACCCCGAGGUCUCAAGGGGGUCAAUAAGCAAAACUUUCAAUUAUAAGUAUGCAUAAUGAUCAAGAUUUUUCUAUUCAUAUUUCGAUUUGAUUCGAGGUGAAAUUGAACUGCAAAGUGAACUUUUCCGGAUAGAAAUUCACAACUCAAUGGCUCAUUUACAAGAAAAUAAUGCAUCUGACUAUUUUAGGACCGGUCUCUUGGUACAGUCGUCAACUCGCACGUUGUGGUAUAAAGCCCGUUAUGGACCGUGCGCCUUAUAUAAUGGUCAAUUAUAUAGGUCAAUUUUGAAAGUAUCUAAACCUUAGAGAAAUUUACUUUAUGUAGAUGUGAAGUGAUAAAAAUGUAUGGAAGAUGACCAGCCUGUCCGGUUCAUCUAAAAGAAACUACACGAGAACUAUCUUAAAGAUUGCAUCUUAGAGUGAAAUCACUGUAAGUGUAAUGGAAUAGAAAAAAUAAUUGUCAGAUGUAUUGAAAAUAAAAUAAAACCCUACUAGGCCCUACUAGGCCCUACUAGGCCGACAAAAAAACAAUUGCGAAACAACCCAAAAUGUCUGGUAAACACUGUCAAAGCACGUGCUCGGUAUGCGCAGAUCCUACGUUCAUGUCAUACGUUAUCUCAAAAAUACGCCGCUUGUUUGUGUUCUUUCUUAUGCUAACAACUUCUCUAAACCACGAAGCACGAUAUAUUUUGUAUAAUUUAUUUAAGUAAUAUUAAAUAGUGCAUCAGAAUAAAGGUGUAAAGUGUAGUAAGGAAUUCAGCGCAAAGAGAUGAGCCAGUUGAGCGGGUGGAUUUGAGCCAAACGCUUAUCACUACUUUGCUGCUUUGUGCAGUGCAUCAUCAAACUGUCAAUACAAUCAAUCGUCGGAACUACCCCGUUCAUUCUUUUAACUUGUCAUACUUUCAAACACACACACACACACAAUCACUCUUAUUUUCAUUCACCCACACACACACUCACACACACACACACACGCGAGAUAUAAAUAAUUUGCAAUCACUAUGCACUUCAGUUUGCUAACAAUCACCCACCACCACACCAUGAUUGAUUCGUUCCUGUGCGUGUUUCCGUGUUUUGAUGAAGCUGAGAUUUGUUUACCUACACGGUUGCUAACUAGUGGUUAGGCUAGGGAAAAAACGAAGCUACUGCUUAUACUGCGCGCGUUCGACCUUGCUUAUCUAUUUCUACAAAUUUUUGGAGGCAAUAUUGCACCACAACCGGCAAUCGCUACUGGUGGGGUGCUAGGUGGGGCGGUGGCCCCUGGCGAAAACCGAUUCAUUCACCAACCGCGUGCAACAUUCGCACCGUGCCACGCGCUCCCGAUUGUUGCGCCCCUGCGUCGUGUGCGUUGGUGCGCAUCAAUUUCCCGUCUUCUCGGGGUGGUGGUUUGGCAUUGUUUUUGCUCGCUUGCUUCUAGCCUAAAGGUAUAUCGUUAUCACUAAGAGGUUACAAUCUACGGAGGCGCUUCGAUUAUCACGUAUG